Girardinichthys multiradiatus is the source of this 993-nucleotide messenger RNA. RefSeq names its product extensin-like. The coding region runs from base 1 to 993 and encodes 330 amino acids. The record is from RefSeq and is a predicted model, not a curated record. The transcript has 2 exons. NCBI's taxonomy places the organism in Eukaryota, Metazoa, Chordata, Actinopteri, Cyprinodontiformes, Goodeidae.
AUGCUCUGCCGCCCCACCCAACCGACCACCAACCGCAGCCCAGCGCCCGACCCCGGGCCAGGACCACAGAAGGAAGCCGUGGAAAGAAGGCCACGGCGGCCCCAGUUACCGGGCACCCCGCCAACCCCACCCCCAAACCCAGAGGCGCCCCAUCCCACCGGCCACCCGCACGCCCCCCCCGGAACCACCCGGCCCCUCAUACCCCGAACCCCAGCUCCGUUACCCAGUCCGCCGCCCGAAGUAGCCACCGACCCCCAACAAAAAGGACCCAGCCACAAGCGCAGCCCCACUCCAAACAAAGGAGCAGACCAGCCAGCCCAGCACAACCAAAAUACGCCACACAAAGGAGGGCACAUGACCAGCAUGUCCAGCCACCCCCGAACCCACAGGACAGAGCCAACAGAGCGCCCAGCCCCCGAAGCCCGCCACCAGACAGCAGCCACAACCAGGCAAGCAGGGCAACAAAACACAUCCCACUCCAACACCAAGGCCGCCACCAAACCGCACCUGACCCAAAACGGCAGGCCCACCCAAAUGCAAGCUCCAGGCCAUGAUAGGUACAUGCACCCCUCCCCCAUAGACAGGCAAACCGAGACCACCGGGCCAGCUGGGCAGUUAAGCAGACCACACGAUGCACCACCCCGCCCACUACCAUGCCCAAGGGAAAGACACCGGCCCAGCAAGCCGAAGGGCGCCACAGAAAGGCCCCAGCACACGGAGCAAAGAGGUCACACCCCCAUCCAGAGACGCAGACCCACCUACAUCCAGGUCAGCCAAGCAAAAACGAUAGAGCCAAGCCAGACCGCAGAUCCCCCCGAGCCAGCACCACAGCAACACCACCCAUCCUUCUGUGCAUUCGUAGGGGCACGGCGAGGACCACUAACCCCGAGCAGACCGAACCCACCAGGAACCAUCCAGCAAACGAGCAAACCCUACCCCAGUAUGAGGCGAGACGCCCGACGCAAGCACAGAGCCCAGCGACGCCCGCCCUGA